Molecule: messenger RNA, 1163 nt
Organism: Xenia sp. Carnegie-2017
Lineage: Eukaryota; Metazoa; Cnidaria; Anthozoa; Malacalcyonacea; Xeniidae
Product: probable C-mannosyltransferase DPY19L3
Exons: 7
Coding region: 645-1163 (172 amino acids)
Cellular component (GO): nuclear inner membrane
Molecular function (GO): mannosyltransferase activity
Source: RefSeq, a predicted model, not a curated record
AUUUAAAUGUCGUCUUUACACACUCUUGCACUGUGUUUUUCAACAUUUAUUGAGUUGAAUGACAAUCAAGACUGUGUCAUGAUUAGUUAGUAUGCAAGAAGAACGACACAAAGUAUCUCAUACUUUAUCAUAUUCAGAUUAAAAAGAUGAUGGCUGCAAAUGGAAAUUACUUGAUUUCAACAUAAUUUCAAAUUUUGACAGUGAACUUGUUGUUGGUUUCUUUGAAAUAUCAUAAAAAUUCAUCUGCUUGACAGUAAAAGUUCGCAUCUAGUUUUCAUUGUGAAACAUGCAGCUGACAAAUUGCAGAAGAAACAAACGUUACAAAAAUGCAUUGCUGAAGUGGCAAAAAAUUGAAAAGAUUUCAUGGAAAGAAAACUUUUACAGAAGCACCUGGUAGGAGGGGUGGUUAUUUUAUGACAGAGUCAGGAGGGGGUGAAUGCUUUAACAAAAGCAAUUUAGAGCAAGGAUGGUUACUUCAUAAGUUGAAGAAGUUAUGAAAUAUGUCCUUUGUAAUCAUUGGUUCCCUGUUGUUUGUCUUUGUUCUCCAGUUCAUGAAUGACAUGAUCAUUAAAUGAUUGGUGUUAACAGUUGCAUCAUAAUUGGUUAUUUCAAAAGUUAGCAAGUUGUAAAGAGAUUUUGAUGCUAUGCUGUACUUAUGUAAGAUGUCAUUUCGUAUGCUACCUGUGGACACAUACUGGCAUUUGACUGAGGAUGUGGUCUUUCCUUGUUAUGUAUUUGCUGUGGUCUUUGGUUUUACAUUACUGGCUGUUUGUGUUCUUGAAGAAUGGAGUGGUAAUGAUUUUAUUUCAUGGUGGAAAAAUGUUCAUACUUCGUUGAAAAGACGUCCUGAAGUCGUUUAUCAUCAUGUACAAACAUUCUUCUUUACCUUUAUGGCCGUAACUACGUUGAGAUUUAAGUUUUUAUGGAUGCCACAUAUUUGCAUUGUCGCCGCAGGAAUAAUUUGUUUGCAGGAUUUGUGGAGCUUUCUCUUGUCGAAAAUUUACCUGACAUGUGCAAAGGCUAAAAUUGGAAGUUCCUUGGUUCCGAUAAUUUUGAUUGUUUUGGUGUUGUAUCAGAGAAUGGAAGGAGUGUUGAACGAAUUAAAAGAUUUGAAAAUUCAUGGUCCAUUUGCAAAAUUCUCUUUGAUUGAUUUGAUUGAUUGA